CUGAAUGAAGAGACAGAUAGACAGAGAGAGAGAGAGAGAGGUUGUGUUUGCCUCUUUAUAAGUGCUGAAAGAGAAACAGGAGACAUGGGAGGGGCAGCUGCUUAGAGAGAACCGGUUCUGUGUGUGUGUGUGUGUGUGUGUAGGGUGGUUUAGUUUCAGCAUCAUGUAUGGUGCAUGUAAUAUGAUGUGUGUCCCUGUGCAUGUGUGUGUUUAAUCAGUUGACGUUUUCGGUUGAACUGCCGAAUCGUGGGUUUAUUCGCUUUCUAUUUAUUCUAUGGUUAUGUAAAUUUGAAGAAUUUUGCAUCCAGCUCAAGCAUUUGCCUCUGACUGUAUCCUCCUUCUCCCUGACCCCCGGUAAUGAGGGGAUGGAGCAGCCUCCUGAACACAAGAUGAACUCUGAGGGGGCAGAAGGCAGACCAGCUCCUCCCACUACUCUGCCACUGAAGGGUGAUGAAGGCGGCUCUCAGAGGAAAAAGCUCUCAGCCCCUCGCAUCAGCCUCUCGCUAGAUCAAAGCGAAGACGACCUGUUCGACACGCCUGAUGACCUGGACAUUAACGUGGACGAUUUGGACACACCGGACGAGGCGGACAUCCUGGACUACACUGAUCAUGAGUUGGACUGGGAAGAGCCUCAGGAAUCUCAGAGAGCGCCAGUGAAGGAGGAGAGUGAACCCAUCCCUACAUACAGCUCAGAGGAGGAGCGACAGGACUCCAAACUCUGGAGGACUGUCAUCAUCGGGGAACAGGAGCACCGCAUCAAUAUGAAGUGCAUUGAACCUUACCAAAAAGUCAUCUCCCAUGGAGGCUACUAUGGGAACGGUGCGAAUGCCAUCAUUGUAUUUGCUGCUUGCUUCCUUCCGGAUAGCGAUAGCGAGGACUAUCAUGAAAUAAUGGAGAACCUCUUUCUGUAUGUGAUCAGCACUCUGGAGCUGAUGGUAGCGGAGGACUACAUGAUCGUCUACCUGAACGGGGCCACGCCUCACAGGAGGACGCCUGGUCUCGGCUGGCUGAAGAGGUGCUACCAGAUGAUCGACAGGAGGCUCCGAAAGAACCUGAAAUCUUUUAUUAUUGUUCAUCCUUCCUGGUUUAUCAGGACUAUCCUAGCCAUCACCAGACCCUUUAUCAGUUCAAAGUUCAGCAGUAAGAUUAAGUAUGUGAACAGUUUAGCAGAGCUGGAAGAGCUAAUCCCUAUGGAAUACGUCCAUAUUCCCGAAUGCAUCAUCAAAACAUGUCGAGAUGGGAGGGUGGGCUGUAGGGAAGAGGAGCGAAAAGCUGCACAGAGGAUACAAAAAAAGAGGUUGGAGGUUAAAGGACUCGAUGAGGAGUUACAGGAAGCAGGAGAGAACUCGAAAAUCAACAGCUUCCUCCAGGGACCUGAUGUGCCACAGCCUGAAUCUCAACCCAGUACAAGCAGCUUCUAAGCCAAGGGCGCAAUGAAGGAAUGCAUGGCUGUGUGUGUGUGUGUGUGUGUGUGUGUGUGUGUGUGUGUAAUAAGAGAUAAUGCGAAAGCUGGAUUUUACCCCCUAAAUAUAUCUACUGCCCAAAACACACUUCCUCACACACACACAUCAUCUCACGAACUGGUUUCCAGCACUGACCAGUCACAGCCGUGCAUCGUUUCUCUCAGACGGACAUCUUUUUACAUCUUCUCGUGAUACGCCUUCCUUUUCCUUUACUUUUUAAAUAUGCAUGGACAGCAAUAAUAUCAUGUAUGAUAUCAUGCUCACACUCAUACACACACACACACAUACACGACAUUAUCAUGUAGUGGAAUAAGAACAACACCUCGGUAUCUUCACACGCGUGUUCUUGCUCGGAAAUCCUGGACGACGGAAUCAUUUUUCUAGCAUCGACGCUUAAAUAGUCUUUUAAAUCUUUGUAGAAAUUGAUGUUACUGCAAAAAAAAAAGAAAGAAAAGAUGAUUAGGAAUAAGAUGAGGUUAUACAUCAGCACUUGUUAAGCCUCACCAGCAGACUUUUAUUUCUCUGAUAUCAGGGGUGGACAAAUCAUACACUUAGAUAGAUAGACUGAUAGACAGACAGACAGAUACAUAGAUAGACAGAUAGAUAGAUAGACCUGGUUAGAAGCACUGAAGCUUCAGCUAGACUGAAUGAAGUCUGAUAUUCAGGUGGGAUUCAGGUUAAGUAAAGUUAAUAAGGAAAGGUUUUUGUUGUUGUUUGUUAAACCGACUCAACUGAUGAUCUGGAUAUAUCUUUUUACUGAUUUGUCCGCCUCUGUAACCUGGUCCUAUAGCCUAUAGUGUUUAAAAAAAAAAACCUCAGUGUAUGUGUGUGUGUGCGUGUGUUUUCAUUCACAGUGUUUGCCACGUGAAAUAUAUAUAAAUAUAUAUAUAUAUAUAUACAACAUCGGAAUUAGCCGAGUAAAUCCCCCCAGCAUGCAGAGUCAGACUCCUAACAUGUCUCUCGAUGUAGCUCCUGUGUCUACAUUCUGUACCAACACCUUGUUGAGUGUGAACGUGUGCGAGUUGUUUGUACGUGUGUUCGUGUUUCGGUUGUGCGUUUGUGUGCCAUUCGGUCUCUCAGGUUGCCGUAAACAGGAAAUGACCUCACAGGCGGACGAAGGACAAUACAGCUGCAAAGCACAAUAUCCACAUCUCUGUGGUGUGUGUAUGUGUGUGUGUGCGGGCGAAGGCAUGUCACUGCAUGUCUCCUAGUUGUUAAUAUAUUAAAAAAUGUGGUCAUUUGGAAUAAAGCUAAAAUAUAUAUAUAUUGGAACAGACCCAGAGGCCUUGUAAAAUAAUGCAGAUCAUAUCAAUAAAUUUACCUCUAAUCUGA
Hemibagrus wyckioides is the source of this 2795-nucleotide messenger RNA. It is a transcript of the gene prune2, whose product is annotated as prune homolog 2 with BCH domain. The coding region runs from base 201 to 1421 and encodes 406 amino acids. Gene Ontology annotation, biological process: apoptotic process. NCBI's taxonomy places the organism in Eukaryota, Metazoa, Chordata, Actinopteri, Siluriformes, Bagridae. Gene Ontology annotation, cellular component: cytoplasm. The transcript has 12 exons. The record is from RefSeq and is a predicted model, not a curated record.